This is a messenger RNA of Rhagoletis pomonella (apple maggot), 894 nucleotides long. RefSeq names its product biogenesis of lysosome-related organelles complex 1 subunit 6-like. The record is from RefSeq and is a predicted model, not a curated record. Gene Ontology annotation, cellular component: transport vesicle; BLOC-1 complex; extrinsic component of membrane. The transcript is spliced from 5 exons. Bases 148 to 777 code for a protein of 209 amino acids. Lineage: Eukaryota; Metazoa; Arthropoda; Insecta; Diptera; Tephritidae. Gene Ontology annotation, biological process: intracellular transport.
UUUGUCUAUCUUUUCCCCCACAUUUUUCGCCUUUUUUCUGGUCUUUUGUAAUUUUUCGUAUUUGUUAUUAAAUUUUCAGUGCUUAAUUAAAUCUUAAAACGUCUAGUGCAUUAAUUUUCAUAGUAAUAUUAGUACCUUAAUAUAAAAAUGCUGAAAAGUAGUAAUAUAGAGAGUAUUAUUAAUGCUAUAGAAGCGGGAGGUCAGCAACCGAGGCCACAACUGCCGUUAGCACUGAAUAAUACCAGCUCGAAUGAAGCAGAUGAAGUGUUCAUACCACAAGGGAGCAAUACCUACGCUGCAUCACUCUCAAACACUUUUGGUAAAAACGAUGACAGUGAGGAUAGUAAUGAUAAUAAUGUGCCAACAACAAAGCAGGCAAGCAGUGAACAAACACCAGAUUCUUUGGCCACCAAACAGUUGACCGCAGGUUUAUUGCAAAUAUUCGAGCCACCACUAGCAAAAGCGCGCGGUCAGCUGAAAGAACUCAUUGGAAAGCAGAAUAAAAUCUACAUUGAUUUAUCGGCUGAGAAAUACAAAUUAGAUGAUGCUGAAACGACGAGGUUACAUGAAAUGAUGAACAAUGUAAAAAUUUAUCGCGAGAAAUUGGUGAAGAUGAAAAAACAAAUGCAGAAUAUUUAUCAGCGCACCAAAGUUUUGAAGAAACGCGCAUUUAACGUGCAAGUGUGCAAGCAAAAAGAGCUCCAACGCAAAUUGCAAAAGCAGCAACAAGAGGAGUCCUUAAUCGCCAAGCAACAGCAGCAGCAACAACAACAGUAGAAUUAAGCAGCGCAACACGUGCAGUGAAACAAAAUCAAAGGAUUUUCGGUAGGAUUUUCAGAAUGUUUAUGCAAUAUCCGUUAUAUAUUGAAGUUAAAAAUAAUAAUAAUACUGAAA